UCACACUAGCCUUCAGCUGUGGUCAGGACAGACGUGUGUGUGUGUGUGUGUGACCUGCUCUGUGUUCACACUACCCUUCACCUGUGGUCAGGACAGACGUGUGUGUGUGUGUGUGUGACCUGCUCUGUGUUCGCACUAGCCUUCAGCUGUGGUCAGUACAGAUGUGUGUGUGUGUGUGUGUGUGUGUGUGUUUGAGACCUGCUCUGUGUUCACACUACCCUUCACCUGUGGUCAGGACAGACGUGUGUGUGUGUGUGUGUGACCUGCUCUGUGUUCGCACUAGCCUUCAGCUGUGGUCAGUACAGAUGUGUGUGUGUGUGUGUGUGUGUGUGUGUUUGAGACCUGCUCUGUGUUCACACUACCCUUCACCUGUGGUCAGGACAGACGUGUGUGUGUGUGUGUGUGACCUGCUCUGUGUUCGCACUAGCCUUCAGCUGUGGUCAGUACAGAUGUGUGUGUGUGUGUGUGUGUGUGUGUGUUUGAGACCUGCUCUGUGUUCACACUACCCUUCACCUGUGGUCAGGACAGACGUGUGUGUGUGUGUGUGUGACCUGCUCUGUGUUCGCACUAGCCUUCAGCUGUGGUCAGUACAGAUGUGUGUGUGUGUGUGUGUGUGUGUGUGUUUGAGACCUGCUCUGUGUUCACACUACCCUUCACCUGUGGUCAGGACAGACGUGUGUGUGUGUGUGUGUGACCUGCUCUGUGUUCGCACUAGCCUUCAGCUGUGGUCAGUACAGAUGUGUGUGUGUGUGUGUGUGUGUGUGUGUUUGAGACCUGCUCUGUGUUCACACUACCCUUCACCUGUGGUCAGGACAGACGUGUGUGUGUGUGUGUGUGACCUGCUCUGUGUUCGCACUAGCCUUCAGCUGUGGUCAGUACAGAUGUGUGUGUGUGUGUGUGUGUGUGUGUGUUUGAGACCUGCUCUGUGUUCACACUACCCUUCACCUGUGGUCAGGACAGACGUGUGUGUGUGUGUGUAUGUGUGUGUGUGUGUGUGUGUGUGUGUGUUUGAGACCUGCUCUGUGUUCACACUACCCUUCACCUGUGGUCAGGACAGACGUGUGUGUGUGUGUGUGUGACCUGCUCUGUGUUCGCACUAGCCUUCAGCUGUGGUCAGUACAGAUGUGUGUGUGUGUGUGUGUGUGUGUGUGUUUGAGACCUGCUCUGUGUUCACACUACCCUUCACCUGUGGUCAGGACAGACGUGUGUGUGUGUGUGUGUGACCUGCUCUGUGUUCGCACUAGCCUUCAGCUGUGGUCAGUACAGAUGUGUGUGUGUGUGUGUGUGUGUGUGUGUUUGAGACCUGCUCUGUGUUCACACUACCCUUCACCUGUGGUCAGGACAGACGUGUGUGUGUGUGUGUGUGACCUGCUCUGUGUUCGCACUAGCCUUCAGCUGUGGUCAGUACAGAUGUGUGUGUGUGUGUGUGUGUGUGUGUGUUUGAGACCUGCUCUGUGUUCACACUACCCUUCACCUGUGGUCAGGACAGACGUGUGUGUGUGUGUGUGUGACCUGCUCUGUGUUCGCACUAGCCUUCAGCUGUGGUCAGUACAGAUGUGUGUGUGUGUGUGUGUGUGUGUGUGUUUGAGACCUGCUCUGUGUUCACACUACCCUUCACCUGUGGUCAGGACAGACGUGUGUGUGUGUGUGUGUGACCUGCUCUGUGUUCGCACUAGCCUUCAGCUGUGGUCAGUACAGAUGUGUGUGUGUGUGUGUGUGUGUGUGUGUUUGAGACCUGCUCUGUGUUCACACUACCCUUCACCUGUGGUCAGGACAGACGUGUGUGUGUGUGUGUGUGACCUGCUCUGUGUUCGCACUAGCCUUCAGCUGUGGUCAGUACAGAUGUGUGUGUGUGUGUGUGUGUGUGUGUGUUUGAGACCUGCUCUGUGUUCACACUACCCUUCACCUGUGGUCAGGACAGACGUGUGUGUGUGUGUGUGUGACCUGCUCUGUGUUCGCACUAGCCUUCAGCUGUGGUCAGUACAGAUGUGUGUGUGUGUGUGUGUGUGUGUGUGUUUGAGACCUGCUCUGUGUUCACACUACCCUUCACCUGUGGUCAGGACAGACGUGUGUGUGUGUGUGUGUGACCUGCUCUGUGUUCGCACUAGCCUUCAGCUGUGGUCAGUACAGAUGUGUGUGUGUGUGUGUGUGUGUGUGUGUUUGAGACCUGCUCUGUGUUCACACUACCCUUCACCUGUGGUCAGGACAGACGUGUGUGUGUGUGUGUGUGACCUGCUCUGUGUUCGCACUAGCCUUCAGCUGUGGUCAGUACAGAUGUGUGUGUGUGUGUGUGUGUGUGUGUGUUUGAGACCUGCUCUGUGUUCACACUACCCUUCACCUGUGGUCAGGACAGACGUGUGUGUGUGUGUGUGUGACCUGCUCUGUGUUCGCACUAGCCUUCAGCUGUGGUCAGUACAGAUGUGUGUGUGUGUGUGUGUGUGUGUGUGUUUGAGACCUGCUCUGUGUUCACACUACCCUUCACCUGUGGUCAGGACAGACGUGUGUGUGUGUGUGUGUGACCUGCUCUGUGUUCGCACUAGCCUUCAGCUGUGGUCAGUACAGAUGUGUGUGUGUGUGUGUGUGUGUGUGUGUUUGAGACCUGCUCUGUGUUCACACUACCCUUCACCUGUGGUCAGGACAGACGUGUGUGUGUGUGUGUGUGACCUGCUCUGUGUUCGCACUAGCCUUCAGCUGUGGUCAGUACAGAUGUGUGUGUGUGUGUGUGUGUGUGUGUGUUUGAGACCUGCUCUGUGUUCACACUACCCUUCACCUGUGGUCAGGACAGACGUGUGUGUGUGUGUGUGUGACCUGCUCUGUGUUCGCACUAGCCUUCAGCUGUGGUCAGUACAGAUGUGUGUGUGUGUGUGUGUGUGUGUGUGUUUGAGACCUGCUCUGUGUUCACACUACCCUUCACCUGUGGUCAGGACAGACGUGUGUGUGUGUGUGUGUGACCUGCUCUGUGUUCGCACUAGCCUUCAGCUGUGGUCAGUACAGAUGUGUGUGUGUGUGUGUGUGUGUGUGUGUUUGAGACCUGCUCUGUGUUCACACUACCCUUCACCUGUGGUCAGGACAGACGUGUGUGUGUGUGUGUGUGACCUGCUCUGUGUUCACACUAGCCUUCAGCUGUGGUCAAUACAGACGUGUGUGUGUGUGACCUGCUCUGUGUUCACAGCUGUCUGUGGCCUGUAAUCGUCUGGUGCGCAUGAU
Messenger RNA from Sinocyclocheilus anshuiensis, 3207 nucleotides. RefSeq names its product caspase activity and apoptosis inhibitor 1 (gene caap1). The transcript is spliced from 2 exons. Bases 162 to 1079 code for a protein of 305 amino acids. The record is from RefSeq and is a predicted model, not a curated record. Lineage: Eukaryota; Metazoa; Chordata; Actinopteri; Cypriniformes; Cyprinidae.